UUAUUUAACUUUAAUAGUAGGUUACUAUUUAUUUGUACAUGGAGGAAUUGAUUUACUUUCUUGAGUUUCAUAUUUUAUCUCAUGAACAUAUUCUAAUUAAUUGUUAGCUUUAAAGUUCUCUAUGUGAUAAUUACUUAUUAUUUGUUAUAAUUAUCUGAAUUUAAUAUACUACACAUAUUUUAUUUAUAUAAAUUUGAACAAUUAAAAUAGGAAGUCGCUUUGGUUUGUUUGAGUAAGUUAGAUUUUAAUCUUCAUGUCUUGUUCAUAAAAUAGUAAUAGAAAUAAAUAAAGCAUCUAUUUAAAUUUAUUAAUUUUAUACUAUUAUAAAUUAAAAAUAGAAAUGGCAAUAAAAAAUAAUAACUUGGAGCUAACAGAAUGUUUAAAAAAUUUUAAUUUAGAGAAUGACAGUGUCAUUCUAAAUUAUAGUUCUAAUACAUUAUUAAAUAAUAUAAAACAAGAAUAUGAAAGUAUAUUUUCAUGGGAUAUUUAUGAAAAAACUAGGAAAAGUAGAUACAAAAUAAAUGAUAUUAUAAAUAUACUAGAGCAAAAAAGAGAAUUAAUUAGUAAUGAAAAUAGAUUUAGUACUGACAGAUACUCUAUAGAGUUAGUUAUUUGUUUUGAAACAUUUCUGGAAGGUAAUUUUGUAAAAGCUUUAAAUUACAUUGAGGACACAAUAAAAUAUUUAGAAAAUUUACAAUCAGAUGAAUUUUAUCAACAGAUAUCAUGUGCUUGUUUUCAUAUUGCACAUGCUACUCAAGCAUACAUCAAAAUCUAUAUGGAUCAUGAUAUUAGCAUGAUUCUUUCCAAAAUCAAGCCACUUUUUAAAAUGAAUAAAGUUGAAGUAUCAGCUUUUAAUGGUAUUAAAUGUAAAGUGUUCUUAGAAUAUUCUCCGACAGGCAAUAAAAUAGCAUUAGAAUUAGCUGAAAUAAGUCGUAAUCUUAAUGAUACUGAAGUAAGAUGGAUUGAUAUGUGGUUAAAAGCAAAAGGCAGAGUGAGAAGAUAUGAACAAAAGUUUACUCUUCCAUUUAGGGAAGAAUUAAAAGCUGCUGAAAAAUUAAGUUUUUAUCAAAAAAAUCCUGCAGCUCUAAGCAGAGCAUCUAAAGUUUACAUGGAAGCUGGAUUUGUAUUAAAAAUACAAAAUAAACCACACGAUUCUGAAAAAUAUUACAAUCUUGCAUCUAAUCUAGCAUUAAAAGUAUAUAAUUUAGCCGAAAAUGAUGUCAAAUUACUGUAUAAUUGUUUUGAAAUUUACUUAGACCUUCCUCAGAAAUUUAUGUCUUCGGACAUUAUGAAAACUCUUAUAAAAAAGCUUUCAGAAACACUAAAUAUCAGAAUUUAUGCAGUACUUGGGAAAUAUUUUAUGAAAAAUAAAAACUAUUUAACAGCAAAACAUCAUUUGAAGAAAGCGGUUUCAAAUGGAAAUUUUAGUAGUUGGCUACACUUAUUAAAAGUAGAAUGUUUUCUUAAUUCACAAUUUCCAAUAAUUGAAUUUUUAAACUCAAUGUAUGAAAUGUUUACUGAGCCUAAAAGAAGAUUAAUUAUCAUUUCACAAUUACUUUUAUACUAUGUUUACAAUGAAAAAAAUCCAACAAAGUUAUUACAUUACUUAAAAUUGUAUUUGGAUCAAGAUAUUGAUUAUGUACAAAAGAAACAUCAUAUAAUUGUAGCUUUUCCAUUGUACCAUUUGAAAAGUAGAUUCAAUCCAAAGAAUUUUUUAAAAAUUUUAAGUAAUGAAGUUAAUAGGUUGAAAAAAUAUUCAUAUUGGAAUGAUGAUGAAAAUAAAGUUCUAGAAAAUGUUUUAUCAAGGUUUCAAAGUAUGGUUGACUUAAAACAAAAAGGCAUGGAGCGUUACUUAAGUCCAGUUAGUAAUCCUGAAAUGAAAACUGACAUAAUGCAGUACGAGGAUUCAGAAACUAAAAUCGUGACGACGUUAAAACAUGUGACAAAAGAAAGAGUGAAUGUUGAAGACAGUAAGCUUAAUAAUAUUCAUGAGGGAUGUGAGAAGUUCCAUGAAAAUGUUCACGAACUUGAUAUGACAAAGCCUAAAAUAGCAGCUACUGAAGGAGCAGACUUCGUGGAAACUCGCAAAUUAGAAAAGGAAGAUUUUAAUGUAGGUUAUGAUCUAUGUUUUAGAUAUCCACAAAGAGUGAAGUGGGUUGUUGAUGAUUUGGAGCUCCUUAUGUCCAACGUUAAUAUGAAAUGGUUUUACAACAAAAAUAAUCAAAUUAAAAUUGUUUUAUUUUAUCUACAGGUGCUAUUAUUGUAUAAUGGACGAUCACCUUGAUUUAGAGGACUGUAUGCAGUUACAGAUAGAUUCUUAUAAUUUUUUCUAUUCUUAUAUAUAUCAGUACAAAACAAGCAGUUGGUUCUAUUUAUUCAGUUAAUGUUACAAUUUAAUUACAAGUACUUAAAAUUAUUAAUAAAAAUUAUAUGUUAUAAAGUUUAAACUUAAGAGUUAAUGUAUUGUAAUAAUAUUUUAUGUUAUUAU
Molecule: messenger RNA, 2488 nt
Organism: Daktulosphaira vitifoliae (grape phylloxera)
Lineage: Eukaryota; Metazoa; Arthropoda; Insecta; Hemiptera; Phylloxeridae
Exons: 9
Coding region: 341-2284 (647 amino acids)
Source: RefSeq, a predicted model, not a curated record